Molecule: messenger RNA, 2012 nt
Organism: Equus caballus (horse)
Lineage: Eukaryota; Metazoa; Chordata; Mammalia; Perissodactyla; Equidae
Gene: ICAM3
Product: intercellular adhesion molecule 3
Biological process (GO): cell-cell adhesion
Cellular component (GO): plasma membrane
Molecular function (GO): integrin binding
Source: RefSeq, a predicted model, not a curated record
CUGCUCCACUUCCUGCGAUUUCAUUUGGGGCCAGUGGUGUAACAGGUCCACCCUCUCUGAGAGUCACCAGUGCCCUCCUCCUCCUGGGGCCCCACCUGGGCCCCCCACGGUGGCCCCCCGGGGUCACAGAGCAUCCUCCCCACCCCUCCCCAGGCGUGCAGCCCCUGGACUUCUGCAAUCUUAACUGCUGUGACUGCACUUCCGUUCCCGGGCCAGCCCCACCUGCUCCUCCCUGCCUGCGCCUCAUUAAGACAUCCUCCUCCCGAAGGUUGGCCACCAUGAUGCCCUCCGGGCCGCUGCCCGGGGUCUGCUGGACCUCACUCCUCUCCCUGCUUCUCAUCUGCUGUCUGCGGCCCCCAGGUGCCCAGGGGCAGUUCUCGCUGCGAUUGGAGCCCCAGGACCUAGUGGUGCCUGAAGGAGGGUCCAUCUCGGUAAACUGCAGCACAGACUGUCCCGACGCUCAGCACGUCACUCUGGAGACAUCCCUCCCCAAGGAGCCAUUGAGCAGUGGCUUGGGCUGGGCAGCCUUCCGGCUCAGCAAUGUGACUCAUGAUGACAGAGAGGUCCUCUGCUCCAGCUUCUGCAAUGGCUUGCAGAUAGCAGGCUCUUUUGGCAUCACAGUGUACCGGUUCCCCGAUCUCGUGGAGCUGGAACCCCUGCCCUCCUGGCAGCCCGUGGGCCAGAACCUCACCCUGCGCUGCCAGAUGGCAGGCGGGGCGCCCCGCGACAACCUCACCGUCGUGCUGCUCCGCGGGGAGGAGGAGCUGAGCCGGCAGCCGGCGGUCGGAGAGCCAGCCCUGGUCAACCACACGGUGGAGGCCCGCAGAGAGGACCACGGCGCCAACUUCUCGUGCCGCGCGGAGCUGGACCUACGGUCCCGAGGGCUGGGACUGUUCCAGAACAGCUCGGCCCCCAGGCAGCUGCGAACCUACGCCUUGCCCGUGGGGCCCCUGCACCUCGAUGUUCCCCGGUUCUUAGAGGUGGAAAGGCUGUGGCUCGCGAACUGCACGCUGGACGGGCUGUUCCCCGCUUCCGAGGCAAAGAUCCAACUGGCGCUGGGGGACCAGAUGCUGAAGUCCCAGGUCGAGAGACACGGGGACAGGAUCACGGCCACAGCCAAUUCCACCGCGAGGGCGGAGCAGAACGGCACCCAGGAGAUCGUCUGCAAAGUGACCCUAGGGGACGAGAGCCGGGAGACCCGAAGGAACUUGACCAUCUAUAGCUUCCAGGGGCCCAUCCUGACCCUGAGCGCGCCCAGCGUCGCCGAGGGGACCAUAGUGACUGUGACUUGCACGGCUGGAGCCCGAGUCCAGGUCACGCUGGACGGAGUUCCAGCCGAGGCCCCGGGGCAGCCCGUCCAGCUUCAGCUAAACGCCACGGAGAGGGACGACAGGCGCAGCUUCAUCUGCAACGCCACCCUCAAGGUCGACGGGGGGAUCUUGUACAGGAAUGAGAGUGUCCAGCUGCGUGUCCUGUACGGUGCCAAGAUUGACCGAGCCAAAUGUCCCCAGAACUUCACGUGGGAAGAAAUGACCACCCACGUCCUUGAGUGCCAGGCCUGGGGCAACCCGGACCCGGAGCUACAGUGUGUGAAGCAAGCAUCGAAGGUCAAGGUGCUUGCCGGAACCCCAUUCGUCGUCAGAUUAAAACACCAUGGUACCUACAUGUGCCACGCGAACAACUCACACGGGAAGGACACUGUGACCGUGGUGGUGAACGUUCAAGCUCGGAACCCCGCCGUCGUCCCCGUGCUGGUGGUGUUAGCGAUCCUUGGCCUGAUCACUGUCUCAGCGGCCUUACUGUAUGUCUUCGUGUUGAAGAAACACUCCGUGAGUGACAUCUACUAUGUGAAUCGGGGGAGCACCACCUGCUUGCCCCUCAGGUCUAGGCCGGCUGACCAAAGACUGGGGGAGGAGUCGUCCUGAGCCUCGGGCCGCCGGGAUACUGGACAAAGGGGAUGGGGGUUUGGCUGUGUCUCCGGGUUUCGUACCAAUAAAGCCUUCAAAAUCCGG